AUGGCAAAGCGUACAAAGAAGGUUGGCUUGGCCGGCAAAUACGGCACUCGUUACGGAGCUUCUCUUAGGAAGCAGGCAAGAAAGAUUGAAACACAACAACACGCCUCCUACUCAUGUCCCUUCUGUGGAAGACAUGCCACAAGACGUAAGGCUGUUGGACUUUGGCAAUGUAAGGGCUGUAAGAGGAAGAUGGCUGGCGGAGCUUGGUCACUCGUAACAUCCUCAGCAUCCUCAGUUAAGGCCACAAUCGACCGUCUCAACAAACAGAAACUUGAAACUGCCUAA
This is a messenger RNA of Theileria annulata, 285 nucleotides long. RefSeq names its product 60S ribosomal protein L37a(e), putative. Gene Ontology annotation, molecular function: structural constituent of ribosome. The transcript is spliced from 3 exons. NCBI's taxonomy places the organism in Eukaryota, Apicomplexa, Aconoidasida, Piroplasmida, Theileriidae. The record is from RefSeq and is a predicted model, not a curated record. The coding region runs from base 1 to 285 and encodes 94 amino acids. Gene Ontology annotation, biological process: translation. Gene Ontology annotation, cellular component: ribosome.